UGAAAUGACUGCGUUUUAAGAGUCUGUGUCUUCUCUCUCUCCAUCUCCCUGUCUUUGCUUCCUCUUCUCAUCAAUCCUUUCCCUUACCUUUCUCUGCAGCAAUAGAAAUAGCAAUAGAUCUCCUUCUGCCUUUGUUUUCAAACAAAUCUAUUAUUUCUUCAAGUCCCCAAAAAGAAAAUAUAAUUUUCUCCCAUUAAACAAAACACAGAAAACCAAAAAAAAAAAAAGAGCCAGUUUUUAAUGAAGGAAACUGUUUAGGUUUUUGAUAAAAUAAAUCUGUGUCCUUUGUGUGCGUGUGGGUUUUUAUUUUCUUAUAUUAUUAAUUUUGUGCUUUUGAUGUUUUUGUGGUUAUGGCUGGUUUAGAUUUAGGAACUGCAUCUAGAUACGUUCAUCAGCUCCAGAUACCUGACCUCCGCCUCCAGCACCAACCCGAGCCCGACAACUCCAACAAUGAAUUCUCCACCGAUCAUGAAGGCGGCUCGGGCUCACACCACCACCAAGGCUUGGACCUCGUUGCAGCCGCGGCUAACUCCAGCCACCACGGAGACAUCGUGGGGCGCCGUCCACGUGGACGCCCAGCUGGCUCCAAGAACAAACCCAAACCGCCUGUCAUAAUCACACGCGAGAGUGCCAACACGCUCCGCGCUCACAUCCUCGAGGUUGGAAACGGUUGCGACGUCUUCGAUUGCGUGGCCAACUACGCGCGGAGGAGGCAACGGGGGAUUUGCGUGUUGAGUGGGACCGGGACAGUAACUAAUGUCAGCAUACGCCAGCCGGCCGCGGCGGGCGCGAUUACGCUUCAUGGAAGAUUCGAGAUACUUUCGCUUUCUGGAUCUUUCUUGCCUCCACCGGCACCGCCCGGGGCGACUAGUUUGACAAUAUUCUUGGCGGGCGGGCAAGGGCAGGUGGUGGGAGGGAGUGUGGUAGGGGAGCUGACGGCAGCUGGGCCGGUGAUUGUGAUUGCAGCGUCGUUCACGAAUGUGGCGUACGAGAGGUUGCCGUUGGAGGAGGAGGAGCAGCAGCAAUUGGGGAUGCAGAGCGGUGGAGGAAGUGGUGGGAGUGGAGGAGGAGUGGGGAAUAGUGGUGGGUUUGGGGAUGGGAGUGGAGUAGUAGGAGGGCUGCCGUUCUUUAAUUUGCCGUUGAAUCCGGGGGUUCAGAUGCCAGUGGAUGGAUGGGGAGGAGGGAACCCAGGUGGUCGGAGUCCAUUUUGAGUAGUUAUGCAUUUGGAAGCUGUAACAGGUGAGCCAAAACAUGAAUGAUGGAUUAAUUAAGCUUUAUAUUAUUUGUACUGACUCUAGUAUAUUAGAUCCUCUUCUAUGGUUGAUGUUUGAUUUAGUGCUUGUUUUUCUCCCUUUAUUUUUAAUUGUGGAACUAUCUUCUUCUUCUUCUUCUUCUUCUUCUUCUUAAUUUAUAAGAACUCGAUGGUUUGAGAGACCAUAAAUAAAUAUUGAUGAUGAUGCUGCUGAUUA
This is a messenger RNA of Tripterygium wilfordii, 1469 nucleotides long. Its product is annotated as AT-hook motif nuclear-localized protein 23-like. The coding region runs from base 351 to 1211 and encodes 286 amino acids. Lineage: Eukaryota; Viridiplantae; Streptophyta; Magnoliopsida; Celastrales; Celastraceae. The record is from RefSeq and is a predicted model, not a curated record. The transcript has a single exon. Gene Ontology annotation, cellular component: nucleus. Gene Ontology annotation, molecular function: DNA-binding transcription factor activity; minor groove of adenine-thymine-rich DNA binding.